Epinephelus fuscoguttatus (brown-marbled grouper) is the source of this 8875-nucleotide messenger RNA. It is a transcript of the gene map2k5, whose product is annotated as mitogen-activated protein kinase kinase 5. The coding region runs from base 312 to 1661 and encodes 449 amino acids. The transcript has 22 exons. Lineage: Eukaryota; Metazoa; Chordata; Actinopteri; Perciformes; Serranidae. The record is from RefSeq and is a predicted model, not a curated record. Gene Ontology annotation, biological process: protein phosphorylation. Gene Ontology annotation, molecular function: protein binding; protein kinase activity; ATP binding.
UGUUGGAGCAGUUGUGUUUCCCUCAAAACUAGCUUCAUAGCUAAAUAUGUCACAUAACUAAACAUAAAACUUUGCCUCAGACAGCGGGCGCUCAUAUAUCUACCGCUAAAGCUAAACCUCUCAUACGGUUAUGACGUGACCGUUAACCGACCCCGCGUUUGUAACGUUUUUAAAUCCUCCGCAUCACUUGAGAAAAGUGUCUGUACUGAGCAGGAUGCUAGCAUGUGUCGUUAGCAAACCACUGCAGGAAAUUAGCUCGUUAGCUUAGACAGCCAGCCAGGUAUUAGUAUGAGGCUUCACGCUUCCUCUUUAUGCUCAUACUCGAUUUAAAUAAGCCGUGCGAAAUGGACACCGAGGCGAUAGUGAUCCGCAUCAAGACGCCGUCAGGGGACAUGGACUCGGCCGUUGACUGUCCAUCUCUUCUCAACUUCAAUGACUUGCUGGUUGCCAUCAGAGAUGUGAUGCCUGAAGCCACUGUCACAGCAUUUGAAUAUGAAGACGAGGUGGGGGACAGAAUCACUGUAAGAAGUGAUGAAGAACUUAAAGCCAUGUUGUCAUAUUACUUCAACACAAUGAAUGAACAACGCAUGAAUGGACUGCUGCCGGACCCUCUACAGAUUUUUCCACGAGCCGGCAAGACUCCAGGGAUCCGGAACAUACAUGGCCUGAAGGUUAAUACAAGACCUAACCCAGGCAAUGACUGCACCCAUGUUGUCCCAGACUCCAUGGCCAACAACAGCUUAAAAAAAUCAUCUGCUGAGCUGAAGAGGAUCCUGACAAAUGGGCAGAUAAAUGCCCAAGAUAUCCACUAUCAAGAGCAGCUUGGCCAUGGAAACGGAGGCACAGUCUACAAAGCGUACCAUCUUCCUAGCAAGCGGGUAUUAGCUGUCAAGGUCAUUCCCUUGGAUAUCACGGUGGAACUACAGAAGCAGAUCAUGUCAGAAUUAGAAAUACUCUACAAGUGUGAUUCACCCUACAUCAUCACUUUCUUCAGUGCCUUUUUUAUCGAGAACAGGAUAUCCAUAUGCACAGAAUUUAUGGACGGUGGGUCUCUGGACGUGUACAAAAGAAUUCCAGAGCACGUCCUGGGGAGGAUCGCAGUCGCAGUAGUCAAAGGCCUGACGUAUCUGUGGAGCCUGAAGAUACUUCACAGAGAUGUCAAGCCUUCCAAUAUGCUGGUGAACACCCGAGGACAAGUCAAGCUCUGUGACUUUGGUGUCAGCACACAGUUGGUGAACUCUAUUGCCAAAACGUACGUGGGAACAAACGCAUACAUGGCGCCGGAGAGGAUAUCAGGAGAACAGUAUGGGAUCCACGCAGAUGUCUGGAGUGUGGGAAUCUCUUUCAUGGAGUUGGCGUUAGGCAUGUUCCCCUAUCCACAGAUCCAGAAAAACCAAGGAUCUUUAAUGCCUCUCCAGUUACUGCAAUGCAUCGUUGAUGAGGAUCCUCCAGUUCUUCCAGUCAGCCAGUUCAGUGAGAAGUUUGUCCACUUCAUAACUCAGUGUAUGCGACGGCAACCCAAAGAGAGGCCUGCCCCUAAUAACCUCAUGGAUCAUGCCUUCAUCAUACAGUUUAAUGAUGGUAAUGCAGAGGUGGUGUCGAUGUGGGUCUGUCGCUGUCUGGAGGAGAGACGAGCUCAGCAGGCUCAGGGACACGUCUGACACCCUCUUGUUGUCCGCCCAGGAUGGACCAGGACGUUUGAUCCCAAACCUUGAACACUUAUCAAAGGCUUCAGGGUCAAGUACGUCCACAUGCACUGUACAAGUGACUCGAUGUACACAGACAAAAAUCACUAGAUGUUACAAACUUUAUGUGAGUAAUUCUUUAUUUAACAGCACUCGUGCGUCGUGACAAUGAAGAGCUCACAUCUUCUGAACUUUGCUUCUUAAUCUCUGCAUCCAAAAAGUGCACAGCUGUCUGCGCUUUCUUUCUAAUGUGGGUCUCCAUCCACAGCUUCAUCCCCGCGUUUUUUGAGAGUAUACAGAAAUGCAGUGAGCACAUCACGGCCUGAUGAAUGGAGAUAAAAUGGUCCCGAUUUAAAGGAUCAGUGACAAGAAACAACUUCAAAGCAUCAGACUGCAAUACGCUGUCAGAGCAACGCUCUGUUUCUGGGAUGGUAUCUCAAAUAACCGUCUUGUGCUUUACUGUUGACAGCCCUCUAUUGAAUGUUUAAGGUUUUUGCCUGUGAGUAAUAGCCCAUGUGUGUGCCUGUUUUUCCAGUGGUGUAAUUUAUUACCUCAGAAAGCUUAUAUUGUCACUGUAUUAGCAGAACUUUCCCCAACAGAUUACCUGUUUAAUUUCUGGACUAAAACAUUUGUAUCCAGUUAUGUCCUAAUCUUGUGAGGUCAGGGUAUUAAAAGAAUACUUCACCUGCUAAAUUAUAAUUUGUAUAUAAAUUACUCACUGUGUGUUACGUUGAAUUUGUAAAGAAAACGUUUUUCUGCUAUGCGAAGUCAAACAUUCUUCAUGUAAAUGGGGACCAUGUUUGACAACAGCAACACUAUAUCAGAACAACUGUUUACAACCUCUAAAGCGGCAUUUAUACUUGUGUGUCUGCUUUAUGCAGAGCCUACACAUAUGGCCUACACCGUUGUGAGCAUUUUUACUUGUGCGGUGGUGUAUCUGUGUCAUUCUGCCGUUACACCUCCAAAACACUAGUUGGCGGCAGAGGUUUCUGUUAAGUGUUGUGAAGUUGAGUUGAUUUAGUUGAAACACAUUAAACAUGGCUUAAUGAAGUCGAUUUCAAACACAAGUACACAUAUCAGCUUCACUAUAACUCAGCAUUCACAGACAAAGCACUCUUUUGCUGGACAAAUUUUCCCACAAAUACAACAUGCUAAUGUUUUUAGCACAAGCCUAUGGCAUUUUACAUACAAUUAGCCUAGCGGCUAGGGGACUUUUCCUCUACUCAUAUGAAGCCAGGGACAACAACAACUUUUAACAAAGGUAACUUGACAAAAUUCGGCUCCAUUACAACUCAAAAGGUUCACUGACAAAAAGGACUGUCUUUCCUAAACACAUUUUCCAAACAAAUUUAACAUGCUAACGUUAUUAGCACAAACUUAUGGCAUUUUAAAAUGUAUAAAUUAGCCUAGCAGAGGGUUCCUCUGCUCCUAUGAAGCCAGGAUAAAUAACACACAAGACUUAUAAUGCUAUUUUAGUGGAGGCUUUAUUGUCUUCACAAUUUAUUGUUUCUUAUCUGUAAAAUUAAGGCAAAUAAAAGCUUCAUUUCCACUGAGGGAAAUGGUUUCAGCUUACAAAAAUAGACAGGAGGUCUGCAUCACUGUGACAUGUUACAUUUAUGGGGAGGUGCACAUCACGGCGUAGGGUACGGCUUCGAUUCAACACAGAAGUAUAAAACUCGUGUAGUAUAAUCCAAGUCACGUUUAUUCAGUUAUAUGCUCAGUACUUCCCAAAAACAUGCAUUUUCGCCAAGACAUUACUAUAAAAAACACUUCUGCCUAUUUGGCAGUGCAUGAGACUGUUUGUACUGAUGUGUUAAAUGUUUUAGUAAAAAUAAGUACUGAGAUUACGACUGGAUUAAUGAGACUUGGAUUAUACUGCACGAGUUGUGUCAACAGAUGCUUUUAUAGUUUUUCUGUCAUUAAACAUGGUCGCCUUUUACUUCAGUUCAUGAAGAAUGUUCACCUUUUUGGAUUCUCCAUUCACUGAGGAGGCGUGCCAGAAAUUUUUCUUCACAGUUCAAAGUAACAUGCAGUGAAUAACUGAUAUACAAAUGGUCACUUUGCAGGUGAAAUAUUCCUUUAAGUGGAUACAAAGCUCUGUUUGUCUUCAAGUGGUGUUUAGGUGAACAAAGAGCCUGCAGUAUCACUGAGUUUGAAGCAGCUCUGCAGUUUUACAGAGUGCAGUGAAAAAUUGACAUGCAACGUUUCUUGGUUCUUUAGCUUAUGACCAAACAAAUAAUUCUUCAUACUCAUCUGGACAAACCAGGGUUUCUUUCCAUCUAGGUUUUUAGUUUUAACUGGGUUGCACAUCUUUAACUUCUGUUUGCACGGACACACCUGACAUUGAAUGCCACUGAGUGACCUGUUGGAAAGGAAAUUAUGCUGAAGAAGUUCUUCAGUUUCAUUCAGCAGCUAUUUGUUUUUCUGAAAAUCCAUAAGAAUAAGAGACUAUUGACAAGAAGUGAAACAUAACAGAAACCAUAUCUCUUCCUCCCUGUAUAAACCAACACCAACACAAGUUUUUGUUUUAUCCACUUUCUCUUUACUUUAGAAAGAUAUAUCGUGUACUAUACAGAAAGUGUGUUGUUUUAUUGGAUUGCCAAAUGAGAUCAGUUGAUAUACUGAAGAGGGAAAACAUUAAUGCAGUGCACUUAACACCAAAGACCACUGACGACCCAAAUGGUGAAUCAUACAUAUCUCUCAUGACUGAGGCAAACAUAAUGGGUGAAGUGACUAAAGUGAUUCGUUUUGGCAAGGUCCUCAUGUGCAGCUGUGUAAAUGUGCAGAGCUCAAGUGCAAUUAAAGAUUAUUUUUAUUGGCUUUUUGCCUUUAUUGACAGGACAGAAGGUGAAAUGGGGAGACAGAGAGUGGGGACUGACAUGCAGCAAAGGGCCGCGAGCCGGAUUCGAACUACGCUACCGACGCCCCAAGUGCAAUUAAAUAUAAUUUCUCCCACAAAGGAAGCAGUAAAUACACCCUACAGUGACAUGAUGUGUACAGUGUGAACAUCACUGGAAACGAAUGUAACAGUAGUACAUCAGCGCAACAGAAAAGGCUUAAAGCACCAGUUUAUCAUACGUGUAACAAUGAGAAGACACAUGGAUGGUAGAAUUUAAUCACUGGCCUCUUGACUGAAAAUCAUCGCAAACUGAAAACACAUUUGUUUUUUGUAGAACCAAACAUUGUGUCAUUCAUAAUUUGGGAACUCCUUAAGAUAUCUUAUAGUUUUACAUUACCAAGCCCUCAGCCGAUCUAUUGCUUUCAUCAUUUUGAUUAAGUAUGUGAUUUCCAGAAUAGGUGUUUCAUUUAGCAUUUCUGCUACUUGAGUAACAUUUAUUUUCAUCAAGAACUGACACGACUCCAGAUAGGAAAGAGAAGGAAUACUGUUUGUGUAGGGAAUCCAAAGCUGUGUCCCAGCUCCAUACUACAUACUGAUUCCUGUAUGUGCUGCAUGUAUGUAUGCAUGAAAAAAUUACCAUACUGAAAGAUGCAGAUAUGGAUAAUAAAUUUGCCUGAUUUUUUGUGUUCUUGAUGGUCACUGUUGACCCACAUUGCAAUGUUAGAAAACUAUUGGAAGAUUGUGGUGCUGCAGCUCGAGAAACAUCUUGAAAACAAUAAAUCCAAUUUCACAAUUCAAAAAAAAAGCUUUGGGCCCUGAUCACACAGAAAGCUUUGUAGCAGCUGGAGGGGCCUUUUUGCAAAAAAUUUUGAAAAAAAAAUUCAACUCAAAGCGGAAGAAUGCCCCACGUCAUCUCUCUUUCAUCAUCUUUUUUCCCUUUGUCCAAUUGGAUGAUUUGAGAGGCAGGCCAUCUGUGGCAGUCAGGACAACAAGUUUACUAGCCUCUUACACAGACACCGAUGACGUCAGCACGCUGGCUGACUCUGUCAUCUGUGGACAUUUCCCAAAGGAAAGUUGUAAUAGAACUAGCACUGGCUCCCAGCAGCAGUGAUGUGAUUGGAUCCAAAUCCGUGUACUUCCGUACUUCCUCGACCAACAGCUGAUUAGCUUUGCCUUACACCCGCCUACACCGGAAUUGCUGUUCCCUGAAUUGUUGUCCGUAGUACAACAGAAAAAUAAGUGUUCAGUGCAUCGCAAGAAGAGAUUAAAAUGGAUAUGAUUUAUUUGGUUCAGCUAUAUUGCAGAGCUGCAACGUCCACAAGAUUGGAGAAUCUAAGGAUUUACAGUGUGCCGUACCUAUGGCAACGCCGUCACGUGGUCUGGAUAUCCCCGCCCAUUUCUGUUACAAAACGAAAGAUGAAUGUCCCCAGACUCCCAUUCCGAAGUAAGGGAAGCUGGUCACGGGAGACUACAAGUUUACAGUUGGUAAACAAUGGAGGAGAAACUGGUUGCAGCAGUUGCUUCAUACCCAGAGCUAUAUGGCCCCACGAUAGACAGCAGGAUGUCAAACUGCCCCCGAGUCAUCCUAAAAUAUGCCUGGAAACAGCCAGCAACGAGGAGAAGCUCCUGGACCAACUGGUGGUACUCCCUGUCAUCCACCCUCUUUUUAAAGGUCUUGUGCACCUGCACAGAACUUCGUUUCCCUAUGCCCGACAAACUUUUAACUGACAGCCUCUCACCCUCAACCACAGCUACAGACAGUUCCCUCUGCCUUAACAUUUUAGGCACUACAUACUGAUCACUGUCUUCUAAAUAAAAUAAAUGAAGUGCGGCAGUGCAGCACACCUCGCGUUUCCAACCUGCAAAAUGCUUUCUGUGUGAUCGGGGCCUAACUCAGGGUCAACUCGAGGCUUUUUCUGCAAACCAUGGGUACGUUAAAUUUGUGCAUUAUUUUGUUAUGGAUAUGUUGAAACUUCACCUUUCUCAGCAAUGCUGUGGCGAAUUCAUGGUUAGGUUUAGGCACAAAAAUCACUUGGUUAUGAUUGGAGAAUCAUAUGAUUGGGGAAUCAGCCACAAUGCCGAAAACACUGGUGGAAACAUCAUGAAGGGUUGCUAAAAAACAACAGAUCUGUUGGUUUUGAACAGUUGUCUGUAGUUUGGCAGGUGUCUUUCACAGGUGACACCCCAUCCACCAUUUCUUCUAUUGCCUGAUGACACAGUCAGCUUAUACAAUACGUCACUUUAGAUAUGUAUGAAACUUGCAAAUGUAACGUUCUUGUGGUUUGCAGAAACUUACAAUGCCAACAUUUUCUUCUAGCAACUGGGCUGUCCAGAACUUGGACGACCACACGAUGCAAUUGAAAGUUUGGGUAAAAGCCAAAAGUGUAGCACAGUUUUCAAGGUGAAAAAUGAACAUUUACUCUUUGGACAAAUGUCUUGCUUUCUGUUGAAGAUUCACAAUAUUACAUUGGCAGGAGUGUUGAGACUACAGUCUAAUAAAUGUACAUCUGUGCAUAAUUUGUACAAUUAGUACAAAACAUUUUGACUACUACCUGCAAAAUAGUGAACCAUGAAAGUUACAUAGUGCAUGAUAUCAAUACAGUCUGUAGGAUGGAGUUUGGACACAGCACCUCAGCGCAGUGGUAACCACUAUUUAUUGUCAAGUGAUUGGUUGGGGUAGUUUAACGGUUGGAGGGAAACCUUUAGUUGCAAACUGUGCUGGUUGUGCUCAGAGCUCAUUACGAAAAAAUUGAAUUUUAUAUGUGAUCCCAGCCUACAUUAAAGGUCCAGUGUGUAGGAUUUAGGUGAAUAUAUUGGCAGAAAUGGAAUCUAAUAUAAUAAGUAUGUUUUCUUUAGUGUAUAAUUGAAUAAGAAUCAUGUUUUCAUUACCUUAGAAUGAGCCAUUUAUAUCUGCAUAGGGAGCAGGUCCUCCUCCAUGGAGUCUGCCAUGUUGUGUCACCAUGUUUUUACAGUAGCCCAGAAUGGAUAAACCAAACACUGGCUGUAGAACAGGGCCAUUCACAUUUUUGUGUCACCCACCAUCGAUAGCAGCCCCUUUUUAACGUGGAGCUGCUUUAUUCAGUGUUUCUACCAGUUAAAAUCAUUGGGUCUGUUUGUUUUUGAGAGGAAGAGACCUCUGCAUAUAAUUCAGCUCCCAGUAAAAACCUCCUGAAUGGAUCUUACGUUACAGUAUCAGAGAAAAACAUUGAGCACGGAUUAACCAAUUUUAAAACUGGUCCAUUUCUUUUGAAGAGGACGAGCCCUUUGUGGAUAAUUUGGCUCUUGGUAAAAACCUGAACAACGAACACUGAAGGAAUCCUAACUGGGAGUUCAUGUGUUGCACACGGGAGAAGUUUCAGCUGGUUGCAAUCCUCAACACUAGAUGCAUCUAAAUCCUACACACUGCUCAUUAUAAACAUUAAACAGUUCAUCACUGUUAAUAAACUCAUACUACAAAUGUCCUUUAUUCUGUGUUUCAGUUGUUAAGGGUUUAGUUUGUGAUCAGUCAUUACAGACAAAUUGUUUGUGAACUGCACAACCAGCGGAGGCUCUAUGUGUCAUGAUUCAUUAGUGCCAUUAUUUUUGCCUCAGAAACCUAAAAAUGAGGCUAAGCCUUUUUACUUUGAUGUACAUUAAUAUACUCUUACCUUAACUUCAGGGGGACUUCUGUGCAAGAUGCCAUUCGUUUUCAUAAAAAAAAAAAAAGGAAUGCCACUUUGAAACUUGUGAAACUCAAAAUUUUAAAUUGUUAAUGAAAUACGUCAACAUGAAGUUUCCAACUGUUGUGCAUUGAAUAGAAUAUAUACUUUACAUUAUACCACAUAUAUUGUUAAUUAUAUUAAUCUAACUGUCAAAUUCUACUGUAGUAUUAACACAUCCACUAUACUGAGUUGGCCUUAAAUGUAACUGAAGCUAUAAAUACUUUGCAGUCUGGUAAAACUAUGUGUGAAAUAAGAAGAGUGUGUAGUGGCCACUGGUUACUAAUGAACACUCUGCAAAUGUUAAAUAUAUUCUUGCAACUCAAAUAAAACCAAAAAGAUAAAAGCAAUUCACAUUUCUGAGCAGAUGCUCUGUAAGCUCCACAAUGUGCUCAUUGACUGUGAUGUUUAAAAACCAAUCUGAGGUAUCAGUGGAAGUAUUUAUUAUGUUUUUUUUACUUUUCAGCUUGUGACUCUUGCCCUGUCAUUUUUCCUGUUUUUGCCAGAUCCACAAAGCAUUAAGUCAGUGAUGGGACUCAGCAGAAAAAAUAUUAGUGCUGCGAUAUUACUGGCUGAUUAUGGCCUUUUCUGUAACUAUCAGUGUUGGCACAUAUUCCAACCAUAAUGCACAAAUAGAAUAAAUAAAAAGUAUU